AUGUUUCGCUGUGCAGCUUCAAGUCUAACACGGAACGUAGCAAGGCAGAAUACGGUCUUGGCACAGUGUCAUAGAAAUAUAGGCAUCACUGCUGUACUAGGACAAAAAAGUGUAUCAGAUCCCAUCCAACAGUUGUUUUUGGAAAAGGUCAGAGCUUACGACAAGGAAUUGAAAGCAACUGGUAAACUGCCAGGUCUAACAAAAGAAGAUGAAGCAGCUUUUGAGGACCGCCUUGAAAAAUUGAGAAGACAUUACAAUGUUGUAUCGGAGGCAGAGAUGUUAGCUUUUCCAACAUUUAAAUGGCAAGAUCCACCAUUAGAAGCUAUCAAGCCAGAAGGUAUCAUAGAUGUCCAAGUGCCAGAGGAUGAAAGGCUUAUUCCUGAAAAUUUUGAUCCUUAUUCGGAACCAUUUUAUUUCCAAGAUGACUGCUGGGACUUCAUGAAAAAAUAAUUUUACAUAUAGAAUAAUUAGAAAAUAAAAUGAUAGUAAUUUAAACAAACUGAAAAAACACUGUUAUAUGUUGCCAACGGAUGAAAUCAUACUUUUUCAUUUACUCCUAUAAGUGAAUAUCUGUGUUGGUGUUUAUAACUU
Messenger RNA from Lingula anatina, 591 nucleotides. RefSeq names its product ATP synthase peripheral stalk subunit F6, mitochondrial. The record is from RefSeq and is a predicted model, not a curated record. Gene Ontology annotation, cellular component: proton-transporting ATP synthase complex. Gene Ontology annotation, molecular function: proton transmembrane transporter activity. Lineage: Eukaryota; Metazoa; Brachiopoda; Lingulata; Lingulida; Lingulidae. Gene Ontology annotation, biological process: proton motive force-driven ATP synthesis.